AUGGCGGACCCUUUAGCUAUUAUUGCCUCAGUACUGGCUAUCAUUAGCACCGUAAUUAAAUCAACAAAAUCACUAUGCGAUGCUGCUUCAAGCUAUGGAAGUCGUGACAGACCCCUUGGAAGGCUUCAAGACAACCUCCAUGACCUUGCGCAAACUUCGGACGCUUUGAAGCAGGUCAUUGAUGCAGAGCCAUCGAUUUUGGAGCUCCUGCGUGAACCAACCGACCAAUGCAGCAAAGUAUGUCAUGAUUUCGAACAGUCGAUGGAAACCCUCAAUCCUAGCGCACCGAGGAACAUCGAGGAUUAUUCAGGGGCUGAUUCGCUUGCUACGUCUACUGCUAUGACUGCCGAAAGAGCUUACUACCAUUGCGGUAGUUUUUUCAUCAAACGAGGCCUUCAGCCGAGUGAAUACAAGACCACCAUUCGAGGCACCAAGCAUAUCCCCCGACUAGGGAAAGAACGACUUCAAAAUGAGGCCGCAGCGUUGCAUUUCAUUCGACGCAUGAGUAACAUCCCUGUUCCAACUUUGUACGGUGCUUUCGAGGUCGACGACUCGUUCAUAUUAAUCACAGAGCACGUCGAUGGCGUGUCUAUGUCAGCUUUAUCGGAAGAUCAAAAAAGCGUCGUCCGUACUGAAGUUGAGCAACACCUAGCCACCCUCAGUGGGAUCAAAUAG
Molecule: messenger RNA, 675 nt
Organism: Penicillium maclennaniae
Lineage: Eukaryota; Fungi; Ascomycota; Eurotiomycetes; Eurotiales; Aspergillaceae
Exons: 1
Coding region: 1-675 (224 amino acids)
Source: RefSeq, a predicted model, not a curated record